Messenger RNA from Sipha flava (yellow sugarcane aphid), 1002 nucleotides. Its product is annotated as vigilin-like. The transcript has 7 exons. Gene Ontology annotation, cellular component: nucleus; cytoplasm. The record is from RefSeq and is a predicted model, not a curated record. Bases 1 to 1002 code for a protein of 333 amino acids. NCBI's taxonomy places the organism in Eukaryota, Metazoa, Arthropoda, Insecta, Hemiptera, Aphididae. Gene Ontology annotation, biological process: regulation of gene expression. Gene Ontology annotation, molecular function: mRNA binding.
AUGAAGAAUGCGUCAAUAGUGUCUUACCAACCUAGUUCUGGAGAUUCUAAGAAUAAUGGCAACAGCUACGAUCUUGUAUUUCCAGCUUUGCCAGUUUUGAAGACCUCCAACACAAUUGGGACUGUACCAUUUAAAAAACGGAGUAAUGUAAAAUCUUCAACGGUGAACGAAAUAAUUACUAUACAUGCCCAAGACCAAAAUUGGGACAGGAAUAGUCAAUUAGAGUAUGAAAAAUCUAAGGAAGUAUAUAUAAAAAUUGGGAAAGAGUAUAAUGUAGGAAUAGAGAUUUGUAUUUCAAAAACCAUUGGUCUGACUUUACUAAUUAGCGGCAAUAGAGUUAAUGUUGAACGAGCAAAACAAAAGAUUAUCACAAUCGACCAAACUCAAAUUAAAACUACUACUACACCGUUUCCAAAAGAAUAUCGAAGUACGUUAUUGGGCAAACAAGGACUUAAUCUUAAAAAUAUUGAAAAACGUACAGGAGCACGUGUUCAAAUACGAUGUAAGAAAAAUUCGGCUGACAUAAUUUAUAUAACUGGAACAAAGGAUUCUACGAAAAAAGUAGUUCAAGAAUUGGAGGAAAUUAUGUUGAAGUUGAAAAGUAAAAUUGAAAAGGAAAUAACAAUUGAUCAACGUCAUCACGGAGCGAUAAUUGGAGUUAAGGGUGAAAAAGUUCGAGAACUUCAGAAAAUAUUUAAUGUUCAAAUUAUAUUCCCCAGUCCAGUCGAGGCUAGAAAUAAUUUAGUUAAAAUACGAGGUUUGAACGAUGAUGUAAAUAAAGCAUUUAAAUCAUUAGCUGAAUUGGCCGAAGUAUUGGAUGAAAUCAACUAUGUGUUGGAAAUUCCUAUUUUUAAACAAUUUCACAAACUUAGUGCUGGAAAGAGAGCAGUAUUUAUUAAAAAGAUUAGAGAAGAGACUGAUACGAGAAUUUUUUUACCACGUGAAGGAGACAAUAGUGAUGUUAUUAAAGUCAUUGGAAAUAAAAGAAAAGAGAUAAUGUAA